AUGGAGCAGGUGGUUUUAUUCAAAUUGAUUCAAAUAUUUACCCAAUUUAUUAAAAGUCAAUCAAAUAAUCAAAUUUAUAUUAAUCUUGAUGAUAUUCGACAAAAUAUAAUUCUUCCAUCAUCACAUAUUAUUUGUUAUAGUCAUGAAAAUUCUUCGAUGUAUCAUACGUUUAGUGUAGUUAUUGAACAAGCUCAAUCAAAUUAUGAAUGGAAUAUGAUUCGUCGCGGUCGUAAUAAUGAUUUAUCAAAAGUUUGCCGUCUUCGAAAAAAUAAUGUAGGUCGACAAUUCAUUAUGGCAACGAAACGACAAGGUGGACUUGUUAAUCAUAAUAUUCCUUGUCUUAUUUAUUUACAAUCUGAUCGUCAAAUUAUUUGGAUUCCAAGUGAAACAAAAACUCAACGAAUAAUGAAUAAUGAUGAACGACUUUAUCUUAAUAUGAUUGUUCUUUAUCAUGGAUUUUGGAAAAAUAUCUUAACUAAAAAGAAACAAUGGUAUUUAAAAGAAAUUAAUAAUUAUGAUAAAGAAAAUAUUAAUGUUGAAAUAUUAUUUGCGGAUGUGGGUGAUUAUAACAAAAUCAGUAUUGAUUAA
This is a messenger RNA of Rotaria sp. Silwood2, 588 nucleotides long. The record is from the annotation of a GenBank genome assembly. NCBI's taxonomy places the organism in Eukaryota, Metazoa, Rotifera, Eurotatoria, Philodinida, Philodinidae.